GCCCGGCGUAUCAUGGGCGCCGAUAGCUUAAUGGUCCCGGGGGGCCGCAGUGAGCGGCCGGCGAUGGCCGCGGGAGGCGUCCGCCUCUGCCGCUGCCUCUGUGUGUGGCUCGGCCUCUGCGUGUGGCUGUGGGGCCCGCAGGGCGGCGCCGCGCCCCUGGCGGACCCGGAGCAGGCCGGCUUCUUCGAGGGCGACAUCAUCCUGCAGCCCUCGCAGGUGGCCAGCGUCCUCCGCGGCCGCCAGGAGCGCAACCUGGUGGCAGACGACAGCCAGCUGUGGCCGAACGCGACGCUCUACUACGAGGUGUCGUCAGAGUUCACCGCGGCGCAGCGCAAGGCGCUGGAGGCGGCCAUCGCAGACCUGCAGAAGGAGACGUGCGUCCGCUUCCGCCGUCGCACCACGCAGCGCACAUACCUGCUGCUGAGGAACGCCGGCCGCGGAUGUGCGUCGCCAGUAGGCUACAUGGCAGGGGCAGGUGCGAUGUCGGUGUACCUGCGGCAGCCGGGCUGCGCCCGCCGCGGCACGGUCCAGCACGAGCUGCUGCACACUCUCGGCUUCUGGCACGAGCACACACGCGCCGACCGCGACCGCCACGUCACCGUGCACUGGGAGCGCAUCCAGCCAGGUCGAGAGUUCAACUUCAAGAAGCGGCCGGCGUCGCAGACGCGCACGCUGGGGCUGCCCUACGAUUACGGCAGCGUGAUGCACUACCGGGCGCGCGCCUUCUCCAGGGACGGCUCCAGCCUGACGCUGGAGCCGCGCGACCCGGCCGCCGUCGCCGUCAUGGGCCAGCGCGAGCGCUUCAGCCGCGGCGACGUCGCCAAACUGAACCGGCUGUACCGCUGCCCGCCGCCCUUCUACCUGGGCGACGACCUGAAACAGCCAGCUGCCGCCGCCCCCUCCAACUCCACAGCCAGCAACUCGUCGGUAACACAAGUGGUCCCACCCACUAGCACCGUUGCUAGCACCCCAUCACAACCAGGCGACAAAAAAGGUAGCGCACACAACAACAUCGACACUUACGAACCACCACUACAAGCUGUUGGGAACGAAAUUUCCUCCAGCAGCUCACAUUCCUCAGAAAAAGAUGAUGAGGAGAGGCGAGAUCGCCAUUGGCGAUUCGAGGAAACUACCAAAAAGUCUUUAGUGGAGUAAGUGACAUUACGUGGCAAGAAUCGUCUGUGAUAAUGAAAUCAUUGGAGACGCCCCACCACGAAAGUUUAAUGUGUAAGUUAUGCACUACCAUUUGUGACAAAAUGCAACAAUUAAAUCUUCAGCCCAGUGCUGUUUUAUUGUUGCCAAAA
Messenger RNA from Schistocerca gregaria, 1304 nucleotides. Its product is annotated as seminal metalloprotease 1-like. Gene Ontology annotation, biological process: proteolysis. The record is from RefSeq and is a predicted model, not a curated record. NCBI's taxonomy places the organism in Eukaryota, Metazoa, Arthropoda, Insecta, Orthoptera, Acrididae. The coding region runs from base 13 to 1155 and encodes 380 amino acids. Gene Ontology annotation, molecular function: metalloendopeptidase activity; zinc ion binding. The transcript is spliced from 4 exons.